GGAGGCUCUCAAUAAAAUCCCGUACACUACAAUGUGCAUUAAAGAGGCCCUUCGUCUUUACCCUCCUGUACCUGGAAUAUCCCGGAAGCUCACCAAACCAGUCACCUUUAGUGAUGGAAGGACUCUGCCUGCAGGUUUUUAUGUUGGAGUGAGUAUGUUCACAGUGCACAGAAAUCCAGAUGUCUGGAAAAACCCUGAUGUCUUUGACCCGCUGCGUUUCCUCCCAGAAAAUGUCGCUAAGAGGUCACCUCAUGCUUUUGUGCCUUUUUCAGCUGGGCCAAGAAACUGCAUCGGUCAGAAUUUUGCGAUGAACGAGAUGAAGGUGGUGACAGCCCUGACGCUGAAGCGAUACCAGCUGGAAGAGGACCCCGAUUUUAAACCCAAGUUGAUCCCAAGAUUGGUUCUUCGCUCACUCAAUGGGGUCAACAUCAAAAUCAGGCCUUUUGAACCCUAAGUGUAAAGAAGAAAAUAAAAAAAACACAACCUACUGCAAACUUGGUUCUUUUAGUAAGAGAAUCGUUUGAUUUGAAACAUGUUUAACGGAGAUUUUUACACUAAGACUUGAUGAUUUUAAUAUUUACAUCUUUUAAAUAUUUUUGAGAAGAAUUUCUUCCUAAAAGUGAACACAAAAAACCUGAAAUGCUCGCACACAGACACUUUUCUCAAAAAGUACGUUUGUAUGUUGAAUGUGUUGAAGGAUUUCAGUUUUUGUUUGAAGAUAAGCUUCAGUUUGUGAUAAACGCGAGACCUCGUCUGGUCUUAAUUUUACAAAAUGUGACUUUUUUAUUUGCUUUUUAGUCAUAAUACUGUGUGGAAUGUGACUAAAAAUCAAAUGCCUUUUUUUUUUUUUUUU
Molecule: messenger RNA, 853 nt
Organism: Austrofundulus limnaeus
Lineage: Eukaryota; Metazoa; Chordata; Actinopteri; Cyprinodontiformes; Rivulidae
Gene: cyp4t8
Product: cytochrome P450, family 4, subfamily T, polypeptide 8
Molecular function (GO): heme binding; monooxygenase activity; oxidoreductase activity, acting on paired donors, with incorporation or reduction of molecular oxygen
Source: RefSeq, a predicted model, not a curated record